AUGCCCCGAAGCCGAGAGCCCAGCGAGGGCCGCGACCCCGAGAACGUCAGGAGGGGAUACAAAGCCACCCUCAAGAACCCAAAUGUCUCGCAGCAGGCCAAGCAACACGCGCAGCAGGAGCUCGACAGAUACGAGGGUGGCGGGGGAUCCAGCGAGGAUGAGCGACAUGCGACGAAUGUGAAGAGGGGGUUGAAGGCGGCAACGCAUAAUCCCAACGUCACGGAUAUGGGGAAGAAGCAGGCGAGGGAUAAAUUGGAGGCGAUGGGGGAGCAGCCCGAUCAGCCGAGUGAUUAG
Molecule: messenger RNA, 294 nt
Organism: Aspergillus thermomutatus
Lineage: Eukaryota; Fungi; Ascomycota; Eurotiomycetes; Eurotiales; Aspergillaceae
Product: Con-6 family protein
Exons: 3
Coding region: 1-294 (97 amino acids)
Cellular component (GO): cytoplasm
Source: RefSeq, a predicted model, not a curated record